CGCUCUGUCGCUAACUCUAAUUGCUGUUGCUGUUACUUGCUGUAGACCCAUGGUCCUGCUCUGCUGCUGGCAGCGAGAGAUAGAGCGGAUUGCUCCUGCGUCUGAGAGAUUAGACAGAAAGAUUAUUCUCUGUGCGUGUGUGUGUGUUUCGCUGAUGAUUGCUAGUGUGCUUCGCUGCUGCUCUCAUUUUCUUUGUGGGUAUCUUGUUGAUUGCUAACUGUUAAUAUGAGAACAGGUACUGGUUUGAUCUAUACACAAGUUAAAGAUGCAUUGGCUUGAUUCAUUCGUUCAGCUUCUCGGACUAGCCUGCGUCACAAUCCAAACAUGGGGGAGCUUCGGAUUGGGUACCUAUUCCCGGAGAUUAUCAUGAAACAGUAAGCACAUCAGAAGACUACCCGGAGGCGAAGGCCGUUAUCGAUGACACGACUGAAUCCAUACCAAGCAUCACCACAUCGGCUAUGGCCAUGACAAUUGGCUGCAGCUAUUUAUGUAAACCCUGACAAGAUCACAGGCAAGAGAAAGCUCUUUGAACCAAUGCAAGACACAUGUGAAGGUGUUGGGAAUGGGAAAAAUACAGGUGGCUCUAAUCCUUUGACAGUUUCUGGUGAUUCUACACGUCCAUUUGAUGCUUCUGCUUCAAGAGAGGUGUCCCCUGGGCAAGCUUCAUCUACUGCUUCUGCUUCUUCAUCUUAUGUUCACUUCUUACACAACCUGUCGAAAUCUGGCAGUGAUAAAGCAUAUAUGUUCCAGAAACAAUACAGAAAGGAACUGGGUCCUAUUCUGGAGACAACCAAUGAAGAAGAGGGUUCUGAAGAAAAAGUUGACUAUGGCAGUUCUGAUUCUGAGGGUGCUGCUACUUCUGUUCAAUACAUCAACCCUGGUCAGGGGAUCCUUGCUCUAGCUGUUCCUAGUCUUCAGCGUGAAAGAAAUGAUGCAAGUGUUCUUGAGGGAGGAUCUCAACCUGAAGCUGGUGGCACUCAGGAGGACCCCUUGUCUCAGGUUGAUAACCCUGAAGGUGUGGAGGCUACUGCAACAAGAACUGAUGAAUAUUUACCUCCAGCAGGUGGUGGUGCUCAAACUAUUCGCAUGAGCUCCAGGAUUAUCUCACAAGACUUACAUUCCAUCAAGAUUGCUGACAAGGCUACUAAAACUGCUGCUGCAAGAGAUGUAUCAGGUAGCCAUGGUGAAAAAGAUGCUGAUGAGCUGCGUCGAGGAGCUGAUGGACUCCUGAAACUGGCCACUGCCUCAAGAACCGCUGGAGAAGCUCGGACGGGACCUGGACGUGGACAAAGGACUUCGUUGAUGAAGCAGAUAAUAUGGAGGAGGAAGAUCACACAGAUAUCGCUUGAUGCUUUUGGUUGUAGCCGUUUGAUAGGGGUGGUUUCCUGUUGGUGACCUUCGUUUCAGUUGUUCUGGUGUGUUGCUCGAUUUAGGUGGAAAACUCCUGGUUGUUUCAGGUUGUCUGCUUGCCUUUUGGCGGCCUUUGUGUAUAUCUCGUGCUACGUUUCGUUAGCUAGAACUUGUGUAACUUGCCAGGUUGGCAAGAGAUACUAUGCUGUAUGGUUUCGUUAUCUCGCGGUAAUGAAAUCC
Molecule: messenger RNA, 1590 nt
Organism: Lolium rigidum
Lineage: Eukaryota; Viridiplantae; Streptophyta; Magnoliopsida; Poales; Poaceae
Exons: 5
Coding region: 535-1395 (286 amino acids)
Source: RefSeq, a predicted model, not a curated record